AGAAAUAGGUUUGUAGCACUUUGUUGUCAUCUCCAACCAAUAGUGAACCUGCUACAUUGUAGUGGCUGUUGUCUAUAAUUUCACCCGAUUUUCUUUUUUUAGCCGUUAAUUCAUUUCACCCGCGUUGAUAAUGAGGCUAAGAUGCGGCGAAAAACAGCUCGGGGAAACUCUUAACAUUAAAAAAGAAAAUCCCGGAUGGAGUUAAAAACGCUACAAUAUUAUAUUAUAACCAUGAUGGAUGUGGCAAGUUGGUGGCGAAUAAUAAUUCAAGAAGGAAUAGUUUAAUGCUGCACUUUUAGUUUUUAGGGGGAGAAAAAAAAAGAAAAAUUGAAAUGGGUGGCAGCGCGUGGCGGUGUAACUCGUCUGCUGGAGGGAGUAAAGGACGACCGGCGAAAGGUUUCAUGUGAAGUUGAGAAGCAGGAGAAAGGGGAGUCUCCGCCCGGAGCGAGAGGAUGAAGAAGACGUGGAGGCAUGACGCCUCGGUGCUCGCUCGUGUCUGACUUUUUGAGCUGUCAAUCAAACUGUCACAAAGAAGCUCAGUUUGAAUCAAUGAACUGCUGAGGUGUCCCAACGGCCCAGGUGUGCAUCGCACAAGCGCCCAAAUUUGCCCCGUUCAGCGUGCACAUCAGCUAAGCCACUGUUCUACUUUGCUGCUGAAAGGUAGAGCACCCCGACUCUGCCUGGAAAGCAGUGACAGACAGAGAAAUAGACUGGCCAGUGAAGAGUUCUCCUUUUAAUGGAUGCCUGGGUGGCCCUGCUCCUCACAUGGACAGGAUUUGUCCUGCUGAAGUGGACUGAUGCUGCAGAGGUCUAUACCAACUCUUGGGCUGUUCAGAUAAGUGGAGGACCAGAGGAGGCUGAUCGCAUCGCCAGGGAACAUGGUUUCAUAAACCAUGGAAAUGUUUUUGGAGAUUAUUAUCACUUCAGGCACCAUGCUGUGAAGAGGAGGUCAUUGUCUAUCCAUAAGGGGAUGCACAUCAAACUGCAAGAAGAACCAAAGAUCCUUUGGGCGGAGCAGCAAGUGGUGAAGAAAAGAAAGAAGAGGGACAUUUAUGAGGAUCCCACUGACCCGGAUUUUCCUAAGCAGUGGUACCUGUCCAACCCAACACAUCAAGACCUGGAUACAAAAGCAGCCUGGGCCCAGGGCUACACUGGAAGAGGUGUUGUGGUGACCAUUCUGGAUGAUGGCAUUGAAAAGGACCACCCAGACCUCAUCAGCAAUUAUGAUCCUGAGGCAAGCUAUGAUGUUAAUGAUGGAGAUGCUGACCCCCAACCAAGAUAUACGCAGCGAAAUGAGAACAGGCACGGAACGAGGUGUGCAGGAGAAGUGGCAGCUGCAGCCAACAACGGAGUGUGUGGAGUGGGCGUGGCCUAUCACGCAAAAAUCGGAGGAGUUCGGAUGUUGGACGGCGAGGUGACAGACGUGGUAGAAGCUCGCUCUCUGAGCCUCAACCCUCAGCAUAUCCACAUUUACAGUGCCAGCUGGGGCCCCGAGGAUGACGGCAAGUCCCUGGACGGCCCCGCCAAGCUGGCCAAGGAGGCUUUCAUCCAGGGGAUCACCAAGGGGCGCAGCGGCCUCGGUUCCAUCUUUGUCUGGGCUUCUGGUAACGGUGGUCGAGAACAGGACAGCUGCAACUGUGACGGCUACACCAACAGCAUCUACACCCUGUCCAUCAGCAGCACCACACAGUCGGGAAGCGUGCCGUGGUACAGCGAGCCCUGCUCCUCCACCCUCGCCACCACCUUCAGCUCCGGAAAUCCAGGGGAGAAACAGAUAGUCACCACCGACCUGAGGCAGAAGUGCACCGACUCUCACACGGGAACGUCUGCCUCCGCCCCCCUGGCUGCAGGGAUCAUCGCUCUGGCGCUGGAGGCCAAUAUGAACCUAACCUGGAGAGACAUGCAGCACUUGGUGGUGAGAACGUCCCAACCCGGGCACCUCAGCGCCGCAGACUGGAAAACCAACGGCGUGGGGCGCACAGUGAGUCACUCGUACGGUUACGGGCUCCUGGAUGCUGCAGCCAUGGUGGGUUUGGCACAGAACUGGACUACAGUGGGGCCCCAGCACCAGUGUGUUCACACCAUGCUGGCAGAACCCAGAGACAUCGGGAACAAGCUGGUGUUCAGCAAGAGCCUGGAUGCCUGCUGGGGGCGACCCGACUAUGUCAGCUCUCUGGAGCACGUUCAGGCUCGCCUCACGCUCUCCCACAACCAGAGAGGAAAAUUGGCCGUUCAUCUCAUCAGCCCGCUGGGCACCCGGUCCACCCUGCUGUUCCCGAGGCCCAAUGACUACUCCUCAGAGGGGUUCAACGACUGGGCUUUUAUGACCACCCACUCAUGGGAUGAGGAUCCUCAAGGAGAGUGGACCCUAGAGAUAGAAAACGUGGCACCUAAUGGGCAUGACUAUGGUGUGUUGACUCAGUUCACCCUCCUGCUGUGGGGAACCGGACCCGGCUUGGUCAACCCUUCGUCUCCAGACUUUCCUCGUCCGUCUAACAACAGCUGCAAGACCUUCGAUGCUCAGCAGAUCUGCAUCGAGUGCAGCCCCGGCUUCUCCCUCUUCCUCCAGGGCUGCGUGAAGCUGUGUCCUCUGGGCUUCACCUCCGGACCGCAGCUCCUCAACCUCUCCCUGGAGAACUGGGUGGACUUGUCUUUGGUGCAGGCCUGCCUCCCCUGCAACCCCGCCUGCCUCACCUGCUUUGGCACGGGGCCCACAGACUGCCUGUCCUGCCCCCCUCACAGCCAUCUGGUCUUCACUUCCUGUUUGCACCAGAACCAAGUGCAGCGGAAAUCUCCUCUCACAGGAGGACUCCCCAGCUCUGAGGCCCAGCCAGAGAGGAGCUCAGCGGCAGCAGACGGCAACAACAGGGGGGCCGAGGAGCCCCCGGGGCGCGGGGUAGCCCCACCUACCCAGCAGCACGUCAUGGUGGCGGUGCUCAGCUGUGCCUUCAUCCUGGCGGCCUUCAUCGGCAUCUUCUUCUUGCUGCACGUGCGAGCGGGCGGGGCUUCUACGGGCUGGAGGACCAAACUGCCCUCUGUGUUCUCAGACUCCAGAGGCGGGGGGGCGGGCUUCGGUUUGAGUCUUCGGCAGGGACCGCAGAGGAAGGCUCGGAUAUGCUACAAGGGGAUCCCCACUGUGUGGGCCGACGAGGGCUUGAACGGCUGCGAGUCUGAAUCAGACAACGAGGCGGGGGACGGACACAAUGAGUGGACGGCUUUCAUCAAGACGCAGAGCUCCAUCUAGGUGUUCUGGGGAGGACGGGCACAGAGAACACAAGGCCUUACCGUCCCAUCAGCACCCCCCAAAGUGCAUUAAAACCUCUUUUUCUACGCUUUGUCGUCUAACUCAGAACUUCAUGGUAUUUAUUAUUACACCCUUAAUUAUUUUCAUGCAUUUCUCGUGUUCUUCUUCACUCCUGUAAAACAAACAAGCCGACUUCAAAAAAAGUUUUCAAAUCCAGUUCUAAUCAGUUUGACCUAAAGAAAUGAUUCUGUCUCCAACAUUACCAACUUCAAAAAAAGAAACCAUUUUUUUUUUCAAAUUGUGAAGUAAACUUCUUCUUUUAAAAGCUUGAAUGAAGAAAGUAAAGGUUGACCCCUUCAUACCUGGCUUUAAUUCCAAUUAUAUAAAAACAUUUUCUUCAGGGUUUUUUCUAGGGGUGGAACAAUUAAUCGACCUAAUCGUUCAAUUUAUAUUCGAUCCAAACGGAAGUUGUUAAUCAAAUUGAUCUAUCCUUUUAUAAAAUGGUUACAAAAUGAAAUCAGUUGAUUAUGUUGAUAUUGGAAAAUACCAUUUGGAUUGAGACAUGGUAGGUUUACUAUAACGUAAAAACAACCAAAUGCAUCACAGCGGACAGCACACAUUUGAUGACAGCAAAAAGAUGAACAUGUGACCAUGUGACCAUCCAGUGGGCUGAACUUUAGGAACUAAACUGAAAAUGGAUUUGCCAUUGAUUCUUUACGUGUUUGUUUGUACACACAUUUAAUUUACACUUGAUUAUUUUGAAAUAAUUCCAAGGAAUCUGGAAAACUUCACGUGCACUGGUCAGUACUCGGGUAUUUGUCUCUGAGUCUCACUGGUUGAGGCUAAAGAUAUCCUGGAUCCAUUUUAUGUCAGUGAAUCAGAUCGUUCAAACUAAACCGAUAUCGACUGAAUCGUAUCGUCAAAUUGUUACAACGAAUUUUUACACCCUUAGUUCUUUUUCCAGUCCAUGUGAUUCUAAAUUAAGUGGAGUCCCGCAUUUAUUUGCACGUUGGGAAUUAAUGACAUAGAGCAUGAAGGGGUUCAAUCUUUUUUUUUUUUUUUCGGAAGUUGAUUUUUCUUUGAAAAAUCUGAUCUUGUGGAUGAGUUUCUUGACAAAUUUCUUGUGAGAAUCAUUUGCUUCUCAUUUCUAUGACUAAAACCCCAAAUUGUGGCUCUCUGCAGCGCUGGGACCGCACAGAGAAUCCUCCCUCAGGCUGCUUGAACAGAAGAAGUGUGGAGGAUGUUGCGCUCUCAGCCGAGCCACAGUCGGGCAGAAAAGACAUUUGAUGAAUCAUUCACGGAAUCUCACCGACUUGUUGAGGAGUAACUCUUGUUUUUUUUAAUAGUACAAAAAAACAAAACCCCACUUAGCCCAAAGCUGCUUGGCUGACCUUUUGCAACAUUAUCCAACUCGGUCGCCGCUGGAGAGGAGCACGAUCGUUUUCUCCUCAUUUCCCCCGCAGAGCAUAGUGUAUAUUGAUUUUGGGGCUUCUCCCGCCAGAAUGUUUUCAUCGAGGUGCAGCUUCCUCCUCUUCUGGUGCCAGCACAGCACAUAUGAGGGGAAAAAAACAAACAUACACUUCCUUUAUUUCCCAUUUGAGUAAACAACACAAACUGAAUCAAAAAGCCAGGUUUGUUACAGAAUUCCAAUAAAACAAAGGAAGGGAUGUCAGAGGGCAUUUUCUAUGUUUGUUUUAUACGCUUUUUUUUAUUUAACUGAAAGUGGGUGUGAAUAUUGUAGAGAUGAGUUUCACGCUGGAAUAAAGAUGUUGGCUGUCGCAUAAA
This is a messenger RNA of Oryzias latipes (Japanese medaka), 5029 nucleotides long. RefSeq names its product furin (paired basic amino acid cleaving enzyme) b (gene furinb). The record is from RefSeq and is a predicted model, not a curated record. Gene Ontology annotation, biological process: peptide hormone processing. Gene Ontology annotation, cellular component: Golgi membrane; trans-Golgi network. Gene Ontology annotation, molecular function: serine-type endopeptidase activity. NCBI's taxonomy places the organism in Eukaryota, Metazoa, Chordata, Actinopteri, Beloniformes, Adrianichthyidae.